AUGCUCCGCUCCACCAAAGGCGCCUCCAAGGCGCGGCGGGACCAGAUCAACGCCGAGAUCCGCGCCCUGCGGGACCUCCUGCCGCUGCCCGAAGGCGACCGGCCGCGCCUCUCCUACCUGCACGUCAUGGCCCUCGCCUGCAUCUACACCCGCAAGGGAGCCUGCCUCCGGCCCGGUGCGUCCGCGGGAAGCGCGGCCCAACGCGGGGAGGGACCCAUGGAGCUGCUGGGGGGGCCGGAGCUGGCCGACCUGGUGGCAUCACUGCCCGGGUUCCUGUUGGCUGUCACCCGUGAGGGGAAGCUGGUUGGUGUCACCGACAACGUCGCCCAGCACCUGGGGCACUCCCAUGACCUGGUGGCUCAGGGUGACAGCAUCUACGACCUGUUGGAUCCGGCCGAUCACCCCCUGGUGCGACAUCAGCCUCACCCAGGCCGGCCCCCCCCAGAGCGCCUCUUCCGCUGCCGCUUCACCACCUCGCGGGCCUCGCGCCGCCCCAGCGCCGGGCGGAAGCUGGUGCUGCUGCGGGGCCGGUUCCAGGCCCCCCCCGGCCCCCCCGGCACCUCCCCGGGGCUGUUUGUCGCCUUCUGCGCCCCCCUGGACCCCCCACCCUGGCCCUGUCCCGACUGUCUCCUGCUGCCGGCAUUCCAGAGCCGCCAUGCACGCGACCUCGCGCUGCUCGACGUGUCCGACAGUGUCCUGAUCCACCUGGGCUACGGGCGUGGGGAGCUCCUGGGUCGCUCCUGGUACCGGCUCCUGCACCCCGAGGACCUUGGCCAUGUUGCCCGCCAGCACCUCCGCCUGGCAGGAGCAGGGCCAGAGGCGCGAGGGGAGCUGGUGACACGGCUGCAGCGCAAGGACGGCCUGGGCUGGACGUGGGUCUACGCGCGGCUGCGCCCCGAGGGCCCGGCUCUGCUCGCCCACAACUUCAUCAUCAGUGAGGCCGAGGCCUGGUGCCUGCGGCAGCAGUUGGCGGCUGAGGCCCCCCCGGACCCUCCCGAGCCCUUCGGCCCCAGCCUUGACUUCCCUGGGGCCAGCAUUGGAGCUGGUGGGGACCUUGGUGUCAGCGCUGGCCCCGGUGUUGGCCUCGGUGUUGGUCCUGGUGUUGGAUCCGGUGUUGACCUCGGUGUUGGAUCUGGGCUUGGAGACGACAUUGGAGUUAAUGUUGGCGUCAGCGUUGGCCUUGGCCUUGGGGUCAAUGUUGGAUGUGGCCUUGGAGCUGAUGUUGGACAUGGUCUUGGAGCUGGCUUGGGAGCCAACGUUGACCCUGGUCUUGGAGCUGGUGUUGGGCCUGGUCUUGAUGCCAACAUGGGACCUGGUCUUGAAGCCGCCAUUGGUCAUGGUCUUGGAGGCAACGUUGGAGGCAACGUUGGAGCCAACAUUGACCCCGGUCUUGGAGCUGGUGUCGGAGUGAACGUUGGACAUGGUCUCGGAGACAGUGUUGGACAAGGUCUUGGCUCUGAUGUCGGCACUGGAGUUGGCAUCGGUGUCGGAGCCGGCAUCAGAGUCGACGUCGGCCUUGGCAUGGCAGCCGGCACCAGCGCCGAUGUUGGCCCCAACCUUGGGGCUGAUAUUGGAGCUGCUCUUGGAGCUGGAGAUGAUGUUGGAGCUGGUCUCCAAGCCAACGGUGGAGCCAGCGUUGGGUCCAGUCUCGGAGCUGGCGUCGCGCUCAGUGUCGGGGCCAACAUUGGGCCUGGCCUUGGUGGUGGUGUCAGAGCCAGUGUUGGGCUUGGCAUUGGGGCUCUUGGCCCUGCUCUUCCAUCUGAUGUUGGUGCUGGCGUUGGACUCACCGUCGGAGCCAGCGUUGGAACCAAUGUAGGUGCUGGAGUCAGUGCUGGUGUUGGACUUGGUCUUGGAGCCAAUAUUGGAGCCAACGUUGGCUCCAGUCUUGGAUCCACUGUUGGACUUGGACUUGGAGCUGCUCUUGGAGCCAAUGUUGGCUCCACUCUUUCCUCCGGUGUGGGACCUGGUGUUGGACUUGCCGUUGGAGCUGCUGUUGGAGCCAAUGUUGGCUCUGGUCUUGGAUCCAGUGUUGGACUUGCUGUUGGAGCUGGUGUUGGAGCCAAUGUGGGUGCUGCUCUUGGAUCCGAUAUUGACAUUGGCGUUGGACUUGGUGUUGGAGCCAAUGUUGGCACUGCUCUCGCAUCUGAUGUUGGAUCUGGUGUUGGACUUGGCAUUGGAGCUGCUGUUGGAGCCAACAUUGGUGCUGGCGUUGGCUCCACUCUUGGAUCUGGUGUCGGACUUGGCCUCGGAGCCAAUGUUGGUUCCAACAUUGGCUCCGCUCCUGGAUCUGAUGUUGGUGCCAGUGUUGGACUCGCUGUUGGAGCCGGCGUUGGAGCCACCGGUGGCUCUGGUCUUGGAUCUGCCCUUGGAUUUGCUGUUGGAGCUGCGCUUGGAGCCAACGUCUGCUCCGGACUUGGACCCGAUGUUGGUGCCACUGUUGGACUCAGCCUUGGAGCCAACAUUGGAGCCAACAUUGACUCUGCUCUUGGAACCAGCGUUGACACCGGCAUUGGACUUGGUGUUGGAGCCAGUAUUGGAUCUGGCAUUGGAUCCGGUGUUGGACUUGGUGCUGGAGCCGCCAUUGGUGCCAGCGCUGGCUCUGCUCUUGGAUCCACCAUCGGCCUUGGCCUUGGGGCCAAUGUUGACCCCGCUCUUGGACCUGGCGUUGGCCUCGGAGCUGCCAUCGGAGCCAACAUCAGCACCGGCCUUGGCCUUGGCCCCAACCUGGCUGUGGGCGCCCGCCUUGUGCCAGCGCCGCCCUUCGCCUUCGGCCCCCCGGAGCCACCUGAGGCUGCGCCCGAGAAGCUGCCGCCGAGUCCUGAGAGCCCCGGGGGGCAGCCAGGGGGGGACCCCGGCACCCUUCUCACCCCCGAGACGUCCCCCCCGCCGCCGCCCCCCCCGGCCGCCCCCCCCGGCCCUGUCCUGCGCCGCCUGCUCCAGGGCCUGGCCGCCGCCACCGGUGUCAGCCGCGGGGGGACCCGGCACCCCGGGGGCACCCCCGGCCCCCGGCCCCCCCCACCCCGGUCGCCCCGCGACCCCUUCGCUGAGUUGUAUCAACUCCCCCAGAGCCGCCUCCAGGACGCCUUCCGCCAAGCCGGAAGCCAGCGCGCCCCGUCGUUCUGA
Strigops habroptila (Kakapo) is the source of this 3123-nucleotide messenger RNA. RefSeq names its product elastin-like. Gene Ontology annotation, molecular function: DNA-binding transcription factor activity, RNA polymerase II-specific; RNA polymerase II transcription regulatory region sequence-specific DNA binding; protein dimerization activity. Lineage: Eukaryota; Metazoa; Chordata; Aves; Psittaciformes; Psittacidae. The record is from RefSeq and is a predicted model, not a curated record. Gene Ontology annotation, biological process: regulation of transcription by RNA polymerase II.